This is a messenger RNA of Nanorana parkeri, 673 nucleotides long. Its product is annotated as cysteine-rich venom protein-like. NCBI's taxonomy places the organism in Eukaryota, Metazoa, Chordata, Amphibia, Anura, Dicroglossidae. The annotation marks the transcript as partial. The transcript has 7 exons. Gene Ontology annotation, cellular component: extracellular region. The record is from RefSeq and is a predicted model, not a curated record.
AUGCUGAUUCCAGACCCCCCUGUUGCAGUGUUACCACCUUGUGAGGAAGAAUUUUCGGAUAAAAAGCACAAUAGAACUUUAAGGAAAAGGUCCGCUGGAAGACCAGUGACGCUGCCUUCCGAUAUUGUGCAAAUCUGGAUGAAUAAACCAAUUUCGGACUUGUAUACUUCUCUCGAGAUCAAUAGGAAGAUAAUUCUUGAAAGCCAUAAUAAAUAUAGAAGUACAGCCAAUCCAACUGCAUCCAAUAUGCUGGAAUUGAAAUGGAGUGAUAUAGUUAUGAAAAAGGCAGACGUUUGGGCCACAAAUUGUACACAAGGACACAGUAAUCCUGCUCAGAGGACAAUACCAGAUUUCAAGUGUGGUGAAAAUGUAUUUCUAGCACCAUACAAAGUGCCCUGGGACGUUGUGAUUGGCAGCUGGUUCGGUGAAAUAGUCGACUUUAAGUAUGAAACGGGAUCGGUAAAUGGGGCAGAGGUUGGACACUACACUCAGCUGAUGUGGGGCACUUCCUCCCUCAUGGGAUGUUCUGUUGCUGAAUGUCCAAAUCUAGUGAACAGAUAUAACUUUGUGUGCCAUUACUGCCCAUUAGGAAACCGAAAACCCACAGCUAUUCCAUACAAAUCUGGUAAACCUUGUGGAGACUGCCCUAACGCCUGUAAAAAUAACCUCUGCC